AUGGUCAACGUCGCCGCUCGUCUCCCGUUUAACCUGCACAACAAAAAAUCAAAGCAUUCCUCGUUCUCGCGGUCGGGUACACACCUAGAGAGAUCGACGUCGACGUCGACGCCGUCCACAUCCUCGCCUUCGCGAUCAGCAUCUACAUCCACAGGCACCUCGCGUUCGACGCGGAAUGUACACCGACCAUCGCUAAACUUCACACCGUAUUCGACUGGGAAUGCGCAUGGGAACGUCGGCGCACCGCUGACGCCUGCUACACCUGUGUUCCCGGCGUCGGUGCAUGGAGGCAUGCCUUCCCGCUCCUCGUCACGAGGUUCGAGGGACACAUCGCUGCAUGAUCACGAUUUCGAUGACCCGGACAGGCCCAUCCUCAACGUCCGGCUCGUCCGUGGGGUACCGUUCGCACCCUCACACUCAUCAUCAUCUGCGGCAGCAGCGCGAGGACGUGGCAGGGGUCGCGGAGACGCGUUGCAUAUGGACGGAAGCAGGCUGCGUGGGCGGCCAAAGCGGAAAGAUAUGGAGGGUUCACCGGAUCUGAGACAAGAUCACGAGGCGGGGCAGGCAUUAGCGCCCGCGCACGAGCCAUCCCGGUCCUCGUCGCGCUCGUCUGGGGCGUCGACGAGCUCCUCAUCGCCAUCGCCAUCGCUGGCGUCCCCGUCGCCCGCUCGCAAGUUUACAACGGCUCCUGAAUCUGACACAGAGCCGGCUGAACGGCCAACGUUGUAUAUCUCGCCUGUAUCGAUGAGCGGCGUGGGCUUCAAGCUGCAGGACGCGGGACCCCUCAUCGUCAGCUGGGGCGACUGA
Psilocybe cubensis is the source of this 807-nucleotide messenger RNA. RefSeq lists its product as uncharacterized. The record is from RefSeq and is a predicted model, not a curated record. The transcript has a single exon. NCBI's taxonomy places the organism in Eukaryota, Fungi, Basidiomycota, Agaricomycetes, Agaricales, Agrocybaceae. Bases 1 to 807 code for a protein of 268 amino acids.